Messenger RNA from Linum tenue, 2809 nucleotides. NCBI's taxonomy places the organism in Eukaryota, Viridiplantae, Streptophyta, Magnoliopsida, Malpighiales, Linaceae. The record is from the annotation of a GenBank genome assembly.
UACGAUUCGCUUGCCGUCUCCGUCUCUUCCCCCAACAAGACAAGUCUCCUUCCUUAUAUAUAAUAUUCAAACUCUCCCUCCUUCCCAAUCCCCACCAACCCAAACACCUUCUCCUCUCCCUAAGCUUCUUCCCUUAUCACGUCACCGCCACCAAUGGGCUCGCUCUCCGCUCACGAAGGAGGCGUAUUGCCGUAUCCCCCCGCGCGCAGGGACGAGUCCGUCGUCGAUGAUUACCACGGCGUCCAGGUCUCCGACCCAUACCGAUGGUAAUGAGUGGAUGCUUUCUGAUCAUAUUGUCUGUAUUUUUUCCCAGUUGCAUUCUACCUGUUUGUGGAAAAGCGGCACAGAAGGAAAAAACUUGUUGUUUGUGUGUGUUUUGUUUUGGUAGGCUGGAGGAUCCUGAUUCGGAGGAGACCAAGGCGUUCGUGGAAAAGCAGGUGGAGCUGGCGGAUUCUGUGCUGGAGACGUGCGAGUUGAGGGAGAAGUUGAAGGGGAAGAUUACGAAGCUGUUCGACCACCCGCGCUACGAUGCGCCGUCGAGGCGUGGGGACAAGUACUUCUACUUCCACAACACCGGCCUUCAGCCCCAGAGCGUCCUCUACGUUCAGGACGGUUUACAAGGAGAGGCAGAGGUGUUGCUUGAUCCGAAUGCGCUGAGCGACGACGGCACAGUAUCGCUUGGCCCGUUUUCAGUGAGCGAGGAUGGGAAUUACCUGGCUUACGGGCUUAGCUCAAGUGGCAGUGAUUGGAUAACCAUCAAGGUCAUGCGAGUUGAGGACAAGACAGUUGAGGAAGACACGAUUUCAUGGGCAAAGUUUACUGGCAUCAGUUGGACACACGACAACAGAGGGUUCUUCUACAGCCGUUACCCUGCUCCCAAAGAUGGAGAGAAGCUAGAUGCUGGAACAGAGACCAACAUCAACCUGUAUCAAGAAUCGUAUUACCAUUUCUUGGGAACGGAUCAAGCAGAGGAUAUUCUGUGCUGGAGGGAUCAAGAAAACCCCAAGCACCGAUUCGACGCAACGGUCGCAGACGAUGGAAAGCAUCUUCUCCUCUACACCCACGAAGGUUGCGAUCCGGUCAACAAAGUCUACUACUGUGACAUCUCUGCACUCCCUGGACCUGGUGGACUACACGGUUUCAAGGAAUCAAACAACGGUACGGAUCUCCUCCCUUUCAUCAAGCUCGUCGACGACUUCGAUGCCAAGUACGCAGCCGUAGCAAACGACGGGACGGCGUUCACUUUCCUGACGAACAAGGACGCUCCUCGAUACAAGCUGGUCCGGGUCGACUUGACCGACCCGAGUUCAUGGGCAGAUGUCGUCCCGGAGUCAGACAAGGACGUGUUGGAGAUAGCACGUGCCGUUGAUGGCGAGAAAUUGGUACUGAGUUACCUGAGUGACGUCAAGAGUGUGUUGCAGGUCAGGGAGCUUAAGACAGGGGAGUUUCUGCAUCAGCUGCCUGUUGAUAUUGGUACCGUGACUCGGGUUUCUGCUAGGAGACAGGACGGUGUGGCGUUUAUAGGGUUUACGAGCUUUCUUUCCCCUGGAAUCAUCUACCAGUGUGAUUUGGGUUCGGGGGUCCCGGAAAUGAAGGUGUUUCGGGAGAUCCACGUCGCUGGAUUCGAUCGCUCAGAGUUCCAAGGGAAGCAAGUUUUCGUUACAAGCAAGGACGGCACCAAGUUCCCAAUCUUCAUCGGGUCGAAGAAGGGCAUCAAACUGGACGGGUCGAACCCGUGCUUGCUGUACGGCUACGGCGGGUUCACCGUCAGCAUCACGCCGGCUUUCAGCGUGAGCCGGGUAGCUUUGGCCAAGCAUUUAGGCGCCGUGUUCUGCAUCGCCAACAUCCGCGGCGGUGGAGAGUACGGCGAGGAGUGGCACAAGGCAGGGUCGCUGGCCAAGAAGCAGAACGUCUUCGAUGACUUCAUCUCUGCCGGCGAGUACCUCGUGUCACACGGAUAUACCCGGCCGGGGAAGCUCUGCAUUGAAGGCGGCAGCAACGGCGGCCUCCUCGUCGGAGCCUGCGUAAAUCAGAGGCCGGAUUUGUUCGGCUGCGCUCUGGCGCAUGUUGGUGUCAUGGACAUGCUGCGGUUCCACAGGUUCACAAUAGGUCAUGCUUGGACUACUGACUUUGGCUGUUCAAACGAGGAAGAAGAGUUCCAUUGGCUGAUCAAGUAUUCUCCACUCCACAAUGUGAGGAGACCAUGGGAAGCAUGCCCCGAUGUUCAGUACCCUGCGACCAUGUUGCUGACGGCCGAUCACGACGAUCGGGUCGUUCCAUUGCACUCUCUCAAGCUGUUGGCGACGUUGCAGUAUCUUCUGUGCACCAGCUUGGAGAACAGUCCACAAACCAACUCCAUCAUCGGCCGGAUCGACAGGAAGUCCGGCCAUGGCGCCGGACGUCCAACUCAGAAAAUGAUUGAUGAAGCGGCGGAUCGGUAUGGUUUCAUGGCGAAGAUGGUGAAUGCCACGUGGACCGAGUAGGAGGACAAACAAAAGAGCUUCCCCUAAGUAGUUGUUGAUCUCGUUAAUGUCUACCUUGUGGUUUACUGGUUUAUACCAUCGGAAGGAACGAUAGCUCUUGUAAUUUACACGGCCUGUUCAUGCAACAACAACAUACGUCGAUGGUAAAAGGCUUUAGUAGACAAACAAACUAGCUUUUAGAUCCUGUACUUUAUAUUUUUUCUUUAUUAUGUAAAAUUUAUGAGUACAUGUGAUAAUACCUAAAUUAUAUAUUUGCUAUUGAUUGUUACAGUAUAUAUUUACUUCAAAAAUAGCAACAGUGAAAAGUUCCAAUAAUCUAUCAAGUU